UUGUGAAAAUGGCCGCGGUUCGUUUGGUCUGUCUGGCAGUGGUUUUGGUCCUGGCACUAGGUCAAGCUCUGGAGACCUCCAAAGUAAAGGAUGUUCCCGUUUUGGUCAGGACACUCAAGAACUUAAGCCGCGGUCCGCCACAGCAAGUGGUUACCAAGCGUGCGAAUGUCCAGGAAAAAUGGAUCACCCAGAAGCUGGAUAACUUUGACGAGACCAACACCGAGACUUAUCAAAUGCGUUAUUUAAUCAACGAUGAAUUCCAAACGGAGGGCAGCCCCAUUUUUAUCUACUUGGGCGGCGAGUGGGAAAUCGAGCAGAGCAUGGUCAGCGGUGGCCAUUGGUAUGACAUGGCCCAGGAACACAAUGGUGUCCUUGUGUACACCGAACAUCGUUACUAUGGACAAAGUAUUCCAACCUCCACCAUGUCAACGGCGAACCUCAAGUAUCUGCAUGUGAAGCAGGCUCUGGCCGAUGUGGUCAAGUGCAUUGAGCUUUUGAAGUCGGAGAAUCCCCAGCUGGCCAACUCGAAGGUGCUUUUGGCCGGCGGUUCUUACUCAGCCACCAUGGUGGUGUGGUUUAAGCGCCUGUACCCAGACCUGAUUGUCGGUGGCUGGGCCUCCAGUGCCCCCCUUCUGGCCAAGGUUGACUUCACCGAAUACAAGGAGGUGGUGGGCAGGGCUUUCCUCGAGCUGGGCGGCCAGAAGUGCUACGAUCGCAUCCAGAAUGGCAUCGCCGAGCUGGAGUCCAUGUUCGCCAAUAAACGUGGAGCUGAGGCCAGGGCCAUGUUGCGUCUGUGCAACAGUUUCGAUGACCAGAACGAUCUGGACUUGUGGUCAUUGUUUGGAAGUAUCUCGAACGUCUUCUCGGGCGUGGCUCAGUACCAAAGCACUGGAGACAUUGAAUACUACUGCGACUACCUGUUGAGCUUCCGUGACGAUGCUACGGCCAUUGCCAACUUUGUUUACUGGGGCUGGGGAAUGCCCAGCUGCAUCGAUGCCACCUACUCGAGCACCGUCGAGUACUACCUGUGGGGAGUGGAUCACUUCGACGCAGGUCGUCCCUGGUACUAUCAGACUUGCAAUGAGUACGGCUGGUACCAGAGCUCUGGCUCCAGCAACCAGCCCUUCGGCACCAAGUUCCCCGCCACCCUGUACACGACCCUCUGCGGAGAUGUCUUCAGUUCGCAGUAUGGCAAUGCCCAGAUCAACAGCAACGCGGCACAGACCAAUGAGGACUUUGGUGGUAUGGAGCCGGGAGUGGAGAAUAUCUACAUGACCCACGGCGCUCUGGAUCCCUGGAAUCCGAUGGGCCAUGGCGUCGCCGAGGGAGCCACCCUCAUCGCCAAUGCCUCGCAUUGCUCUGACUUUGGAUCUAUCAGGUCCACUGACUCCGCGGAACUGCGGGCCUCAAAGGAAAAACUUGCUGAGUUAGUGCGUCAAUGGUUGGCCUAAGUGGUUGCCAAAUAUCAGCAGAGAUUUUUGAUAUUAUUUUAUAUAAUAAAGGAAUUAUACAAAUUCA
This is a messenger RNA of Drosophila kikkawai, 1518 nucleotides long. Its product is annotated as thymus-specific serine protease. The record is from RefSeq and is a predicted model, not a curated record. Lineage: Eukaryota; Metazoa; Arthropoda; Insecta; Diptera; Drosophilidae. Gene Ontology annotation, biological process: proteolysis. Gene Ontology annotation, molecular function: dipeptidyl-peptidase activity; serine-type exopeptidase activity.